CCUCUCUGUAGUCUCAUUUCGUGUCUCUCUCCAUCAGCAGCGGUCUGGAUGCUUGCAGGGACAGAAACAUGGCUGUGAAUCUCGGCAAGAACAGACUGGCCCUGCUGACCGCCUACCAGGACGUCAUUGACGAGACCUCGGACACCGACUGGGCCUUGUACACAUAUGAGGAUGACAGCAAUGAUUUGACACUGGCAUCAUCAGGAGGAGGCGGUCUGGCAGAGAUCACACUGACCUUUGACAGCGGGAUGGUGAUGUACGGCUUCUGCAGCCUGAAGGAGCCCACCUCCGCUCUGCCACGAUACAUCCUCAUCAACUGGGUCGGGGAAGACGUGCCGGAUGCCAGGAAGUGUGCCUGUGCCAGCCAUGUUGCGACCAUCGCUGACUUCUUCCAGGUCAGACCCACCAUGGGGGUGGAGGUCAUCGUCAAUGCCAGCAGUCUGGACGACAUCGACCCAUCAGCCAUCGGGCAGCGGCUGACCAACGGCACAGUGGCGGUAGCAAGUCCGGUUUUGAGCCGUCUGAGAACUCGGGAAGAAGAACAUGCAGACGUGGGCACAGUGUACGAGAAGACCAAUGCCGAGGUGGAGAUGAAGAAAAUCAAUAGAGAGGAGUUUUGGGAGCAGGCCAAGCGUGAGGAGGAGAUACGGAAGGAGGAGGAGAAGAAGAAGGCUGCAGAGGAGCGGCAGCGCUACGAGGAGGAGCGGAUGGAGCUGGAGAGGAAAGAGCAGGAGAACCGAGAGAAGAGGUACCGUGAGAGGGAAAGGCAGAUCGAGGAGCACAGGAAGAAACUGCUGGAGGAGGAAGAGGCCAGAGAGAGGUUGCGGAACCAGACCACGAUCGCAGCAGAGGCGAGCAUCGAGGACCUCAACCUGGACAAGAAGGAUUCAGAGGUGGAGGAGGCGAAGGCCAUCAUCGCUCAGCGGUCAGGAAAUCCACGAGAGUUUUUCAAGCUGAAGGAGAGAGCCAUGACCAUCAGUAUCGACACCUCGCCCAUCUCCGUCCACAGGACCGGGGACAAUGAUGACGAAGCGAGGACAGAGCGCAACAUGGCCGCCGUGUCACCCAUUCCUAAAAUAGUCACCACGCCCAUCAAAGAAGACUUCAGCAGGGAUGAGGAGGACUGCAGAGACGAGUGGGAUUCGGUGCCAAAGCAGGAGCAGAAACCGCCGGUCCAGGAGUCGACACCCACCAAGCCUGUGCAGAGUGUCGCCCCGCAGGCCCGCGACUCCACCGACUUCUCUGUGUGGGAGUCCGGGACAGACAGCCUGGUCAACCUGUGGGACAGCAGUUCCGGCGCUCCCCCUAACCCGUCCCAGUCCUCCAAUCUGGUAGACCUGAUGGGCGAUCAUGAUAACGUCCCACCCAGCACCGCCACUGCCAGUGGCAAGCCUCAGCCCCUCCUUAGCUUCGAUGAUAUGAUCGACGGGACCUUCUGCUCGGGCACUGCCCCAGAGGACGACCCCUCUAGUCUGGUGGACGUGACGGCCUCUGACCAGAUGACCCUCAGCUACCAGCAUGCACUGCAGCAUGCAUCCGGCGAGAGGCAGGAGCUGGAUGACGGACAGCUGCUGAUGACCAAUGGGGAGACGCUGCUGAAAGAAGGGACUCAGGCGAGCGAGGGCUAUUUCAGCCAAUCACAGGAGGAAGAAUUUGGCCAAUCAGAGGAGUCUUCAGCUAAACCUGCACCGGUCUUUUAUAACAAGCCACCAGAGAUUGACAUUACAUGCUGGGACACGGACCCCGUGGUUGAUGACGAUGAUGACUAACCGGCCAAUCAGACACCACCACCGGACCAAGAGGAAGUAGGAAGUGCGCUUCAUGAAGAAACAGAUUUUUUUCUAAAAAACAAAACACAAACAAAAAAAAA
This is a messenger RNA of Morone saxatilis (striped sea-bass), 1870 nucleotides long. RefSeq names its product drebrin 1 (gene dbn1). The record is from RefSeq and is a predicted model, not a curated record. NCBI's taxonomy places the organism in Eukaryota, Metazoa, Chordata, Actinopteri, Moronidae. Gene Ontology annotation, cellular component: dendrite; postsynaptic membrane; cortical actin cytoskeleton. Gene Ontology annotation, molecular function: actin filament binding. Gene Ontology annotation, biological process: neuron projection morphogenesis; postsynaptic actin cytoskeleton organization; regulation of actin filament polymerization. The transcript is spliced from 14 exons. The coding region runs from base 69 to 1769 and encodes 566 amino acids.